This is a messenger RNA of Uranotaenia lowii, 16828 nucleotides long. RefSeq names its product limbic system-associated membrane protein-like. Bases 19 to 1533 code for a protein of 504 amino acids. Gene Ontology annotation, biological process: synapse organization; homophilic cell-cell adhesion. The record is from RefSeq and is a predicted model, not a curated record. Gene Ontology annotation, cellular component: axon; plasma membrane; neuronal cell body. Gene Ontology annotation, molecular function: axon guidance receptor activity; protein binding. The transcript is spliced from 9 exons. NCBI's taxonomy places the organism in Eukaryota, Metazoa, Arthropoda, Insecta, Diptera, Culicidae.
GAAGCAGCCAGCAAAAUAAUGAACACGGCAGAGCCUCUGUUCAUCACCCGGUCGGAAGCGUUUAAAUUUGCCGUAGGAGACACCAUCACACUUCCCUGCGAAGUUUCAUCCCCCGGAUCGUACGUGCUAGCGUGGAAACGAGGCAUCGCCAUUUUGACUGCCGGAACGGUCAAAGUGACACCGGAUCCCCGGGUUCGACUGGUCAAUGGGUACACCCUACAGAUUCUGGACGCCACCUCCCAGGACGCCGGAGACUACAUCUGUCAGAUUGCGACCAUGAGCCCCAGGGAGAUCACGCACCACGUGGAAAUUCUCGUCCCACCGAAGAUAACGCACGUGACCUCCGGCGGCCAUUUGCAGGUGCGGAAGGGUUCUCCAGUAAGGUUGGAGUGCUCGGCCACCGGUAAUCCGAUGCCAAACAUCACCUGGACUCGGAAAAACAAUCUCCUUCCGAAUGGCGAGGAGCAGUACACUUCGUCGGUUUACGUAAUCGAGAACAUGGACCGGCACAAGGGCGGCACCUACAUCUGCACGGCCAACAAUGGCGUCGGCCAGGUGGCAACCAGCCAGAUCAUCCUACACGUGCUGUAUCCUCCGGAGAUCAGCGUGGAAAAUCCCAUUGUUUAUUCCGGCGAAGGUCAGGAAGCGAUGCUUGUGUGCAUCGUUCACGGAGAAUCACAACCGGAAGUACUGUGGCACAAGGACACGAUGCAGAUCGAUCAGACGGAGCGGCACGUGAUCGAAAAUCGAGGGGCACGUCAUACCCUCAUCAUCCGGAAGGUUCAUCCGCAGGAUUUCGGAAAUUACAGCUGCAUAGCGGACAAUCAGCUGGGCAAGACGAGAAAAACGGUUACCUUGACUGGGAAACCGAAAGCUGCUGUGUUUCGAUCCAUGCCCAAUAGCCAAUGGAAGGAUCGGUACAACAUUUCCUGGAUCGUGGAUUCACACUCGCCCAUUGAGGAGUACAAACUUUACUACCGAUUGGUGGAUGGAGAUGUACUGGCAGGACACGAGGGUCUCUAUAUGGAUGCCAUCAACCGGAAGACCCAUCACACCUACAUGGGAACGAAUAUGCUGGAAUACGACCGGAAGAUCCCUGCCAUGGAUGCGUACUCGUUCAAUGGCGGAGGCGGAGGCGGAAGUGGCAUCGUCGGGAUGGGAAGCGGAAGCUACGGGGGUCACAACAUGCAUCACAAGUGGUCCCGGACGGACUGGCGAGAUGUGGUGCUGCCGGCCUUUCCCUACUCGCAUCACUACACUCAGGGCAUGAGCUACCUGCUGCGGGGGCUGGAACCGGAUCAGCAGUACGAGGCCCGGGUACAAUCGAGAAACCGGUACGGGUGGAGCGAUUUCUCCGAAAGCUUUCUUUUCACCACGUCAAACACAGAUACCGAAAUCCGGGACCUGAGCGUGACCCACCGGGGUGGUAAUUCCAACUCUGGCCCCACCCUGGCCCGGCAGCACCACUGGAGCGUCACCCUGUCGGUGGUAUCCCUCCUGGUAACCCUAUCGAUCCUGAGGCGCACCUUUUGAAGGUGAUUGAAUCCGGUGAUAUAAACAACUGGACAGGUGGGGGGACUGACCCGGGUAUGAAUAAAACUAUAAAAGGAGGGAAAAAAUUCAAAAAAAAAACAUUGCCACCGGUAGUAAAAUGAUGUUGAAAAAAAAAAUCACACAAAUCCAAACGGCACUGCGGGUUGCUUGCUGCUUGCUGGGUCAAAGGCAAACAAAUGAAAGAGCGAGAGAGAGCGAUGUGAGCGCGAAAAGAGAACAUUCGAAAUCCCAGGCUGUCCGAAACCCGUGUUGAUUAAGCUUUAAUUGCAUUUGGUGUGUCCCCUCAUUCCGUAGUCUGUUUGUUCCGGAUUCGAUUAAAUCAUUCACACGAACCUCUUAAAAAUGGCACAGACGCGCACACACAGACAGACAUACACAGACAGGCAGGUAGAUAAAAGCGGCACACAUACACAUACUUGCGUAUGUUUGGGUUAAUUGCAAAAUAACCCGGCGCGUCCCAAUCGGUUGAUUGAUUUUGACGCCUUGCGAAAUUUAAAGUGCAUUUUUGCGGUUUAUUUUUGUGAGUUUUAUUUCAGUCGUGAGAGAGUAGGAUGUGUCGAAUACACACUGUUUUCGAAUUCCAAAACGACUACUUGUAAUAUGAAAUAAUCGUAUUAGGCAAAAAUCAACGUGUGAUUUUUUUUUCUAAUUUUUCGUGUAAAAAUUUUGUGCUAAAAUUUAAAAUAUUAUUUUCUUUGGUUUUUUUCUCAAUAUUUUCUUUCCAAGCUAUCAAAAUUCAUUUUCGAUACUUGCAGUCUAUAAAAAAAGUACCCUGGCUUUAACUCCGCUCAAGAUCGCGAAGUGAUUAGAUUAGAAUGAAAAAAGUUUCAACUUCCCAAACAAGAACGUUUCUUCUUAUAAAAUAAUCUAGCAACACUGUUAAAAAUCCGAAAACUGAUCAAAAAUAUUUUAAAAAUGUUUUUUAUAAAAAUUGCUUACUUUAGAGUAUAAAGAUGUUCAGACAAACUGGUUUUCGUUAAAUUUUCAAUUUUUAGAAAAAGUAUGUUUAUCUAUCAUUGUGUAGAGCAGCGAUGCCAGGUUGAUUUGUCAAGAGCAGCAUGAUGAAAAAAUCAGGAUUUUCAGGGCAACUCAAAUCGUGCUUAAAUUGCAUUAAUAAAGGUGAAAAACAGAUACUCAAGACGUAUUAAUUUUUGCACUGAGGCGCUAGAUUCUGCUCGCCUCGCCUGAAUCGGCCUGCAGUUUAUAAGGAAAAACAUCAUCUCGAUAUCGUCUGAACUGAACAUUUUUAGCGGUUUAACUAUUUUAGUACAGAUUUCUUCGAUAUUCCGAUAAUUUUAUUACAUAUAAAAUUACAGUCUAGAUCAAGAUUCCAAAAUUUUUUGAAGAACGUAUCCUGGCCAGACAAUCCUGGCUAUUUUAUCAAAAAACCUAGAAAAAUCCGGGCAUUUGAUUUCAAAAUUGUCGACUAAAAUCCUGGCAACAUCCGGACAAAUUUGGUCAACACAUAGGAAAUACUCAUCAAAAAUUAAGGAAAAAAGGGGGAAAAAAUAUGUUUUUCAAAAUUUAUCAGCAGGUUUUAUUUUUAGGCUCUCAAACACCUUUCAUGACUAUUUUUUUGAAACUUGUUCAAAAGGUUUCGUUUUGGCCGCAUAAAUAAAGAAAAAUUCAAAACAAUUUGUUUUUUUUUUACGUUUAAUUCGACAAUUAGAAUGAGAAUAAUUCCGAGCAAGAUUUUCAAUGAAAUCCGGAAAACCGGGCCGAACAGAAAUUUUCCAAAAUUUUAUAUUAAAUAUCCGGGCAAAACCGGAUGAAACCGGGCAAUCUGGCAAUCUUAGUUUAGAUAUUUUUUGAAAAUGUGUUCAAUUCACUUCAUUUAAAGAGCUUUUUUUAAAAAAAAAAAUCAGGACAAAUAAGGACAAUAUAAAAAUUCACGACAGUCUUUCGAAAAAAAGGUCAAAUCUUGAUUUAUCAGGGCACAUGGCGCCUCUAGAGUGGGGUCUCCAGAUUAGGGGUGCCAGGUGGACUUGUCAAAAAUCAGGACACCGAGAAGAAAAAAAUCAGAAUUUCUAAAGACACUUUUUGAAUGAUGGAAAUAAUCUGCUUAAAUUGCAUAAAUAAAGGCAAAUUCACUGUUUACUGUAAACGCUUUAUUUUAUGUAACAGAAUUGAGCAGCUCUUUGACUGGUCUGCACUUUUAAUCUGAUACUCCGUUUAUUUUAUAACAAAUUUAUUCGAUGUUCUGAUCAAUCAUCUACGAAUUUGGUAGUUUUGAUCCUUUUUUGAGAACCAGUGCAAUUCAGGUCAUUUUGAAAACCAUUUUUAAAAAUCAGGGCGGUCUCUCGAAAUCAGGACAAAUCCUUGAAAACCAGAACGCUUGGCACCUCUGCUCCUGAAGCACUGGUUAAAAACAGUUUUUUAAGUUAUUUUUUCCAAAUCCAAUGCAUCUCGUGACUGAAAAUUUUUAUUUACCAUAUGAAAUCGUAUGCAAAAGACAUAAAAAAAAAUCAGUGUGUUUUAACAUAUCAAGCCUCUAAAGCAGAGAUUCCAAGUCGUUUUGUCAAAAAUCAGGACAAUAUGAGAAGCACAAAUUCUGCUUAAAUUGCAUACAUAAAGGCGAAAUACUGGUACUAAAAAAUCACCAUUUCAAUAUAAUCUGAACCGAAGAUUAAUAUCGGUUUAACUAUUGUUUUACAGAAUAGUGCGAUACCCUGAUAAAUUAACUAUAAAUUUAAUAGCAUUUAGGAUAUUUUUUGAAAAUAAGGACAAUUUAGUAUAUUGAAAAAGUUUUUUCAAGCAAUCAGGACAAAUCAGGACAAUUUUAAAAAUCAAGACGGUCUUUCAAAAAUCAGGACAAAUUCUGAUUCAUCAGGGGACACCUGGCGCCUCUGCUCUAAAGUCAAUAACAUUAUCGUCAGAAAAAUGAUACCAUUGUGCCGGGAUGCCAUGUCGUUUUGUCAAAAAUCGGGACAGCAUGAGGAAAACAACAGGGUUUUCAGGACACCACAAGCUCUGUUUAAAUUGCAUGCAUAAAGGCGAAAUACUGAUACUGAAACGCCUUAAUUUAUGUACUGAGGCGAGCAGAAUCUUGUGUUGCCGGCAUCACCAUUUCAAUAUCAUCUGAACCGAACAAUAUUAUCUGUUUAACUAUUCUGUUAUAGAUUCGUUCGAUAUCCUGUUAAUUUAACUGUAAAUUCGAUUACAGUUAAGAUAUUUUUUGAGAAUCAGGACAAUUCAGUACAUUGAAAAACCUUUUUCUAAAAAUCAGGACUAAUCAGGCCGAUUUUAAAAAUCAGGAUGGCAUUUCGAAAAUCAGGACAAAUCCUGAUUUAUCCGAACACCUGGCACUUCUGGCAUUGUACUAGUUUUUUGACAGUGUUGCUAGAUUCUUUCGAUGGAUAAAAUCUUCUCUGUUUUCGUCGCAACAGUUUUUUUUUAAAUUCCAAUUGCUUUGCGGUUUGGAGAAAAGUUGUAGUCAGAGAGUUUUCCAAUUAGCUUGAUAAAUUGCAAUUUCAGCAUGAAAAGACCGCAUUGUAAAAAAAAACUGAAAAUCAAUUUCCUCCGAACAAAAUUCUACAUUUAUUUUUCAGAUAAAAAAAAUUAAACAUUUUUUUCCAAACAGAAAACUUUCUAUGCUUCAAGCAAGCGUUUUGAAAUUCGAAAACAGUGUAAAGUUGACACACCUUAGUGUGAGAUGUAUUCAGUUUGUAGCCAAUAGAGUUGAAGGGAAAAUAAAUUCCAACCUGAAGGGACAGAAUGAGAUAAAGCAGGAGAAAAUUUGAAACGCUACUAAAUGGUGGGAAAGAAAACGUUAAGCAACCAAAAAGACUAUUUUUGAUAUGAUGGUGAUGGGAAAAAUAUUGAUUUAAUACAAACAACCCGGGGGCGAAAGCGAACGUGGUAAAUUAAAUUAAAACAAGAAAAACUUAAAUGCAUGUAUUAUACAUUCGAUAUAUUUGUGCGCGUACGAGUAUGUGUGAAGCGGGUGGCGUUUUCCGUUGAUAAGCAUCACUUAUUUUUUAAUUAAAUCGAAAUUGCCGAACUGGUGCGUGAAAAUCGUUUCCCUCACCGAAAAGAGUGGGUUCCUCAAUUUGCGGUAUUUAUUCAUUUUCGAUGAUUAAUUUAAUGUUUCGUGAAAUGAUGCAAUAACCUUUACCAACUCCAAAAGGGUGUGUCUUUCAUAUCGGAAAAAAUUCGAAAGUAAAAAAAAACACUAAAUCAGAUCAAUUUCCAACCGUUAAGGGAUGUGUGCGGUCUCCGUGAUUGGUUUGCAUUUACGACGACAAUCCGGACACCACAUUAUCACAACCGGAAAAUGGGCGACCCAUCAACUGCCUUCUGACUGACCGACCCAUAUCGGCACAUAACUUUCAAGAGUGCAUCUCGUGCCGUUCAUAAAUAAACCUCCCACAUUCAUUCAGUACGCCACGGCGUGGCGGUCGCUGCGCUGCGUGUGUGCAUCGAUUAAAUCGAAUGGCCAUUUAUGGAACUGUAAUUAGACGUGUCCAAUUUCGGCGAAAGUGCAAACCAAUUAUAAAUGGACUAUGAAUUUAUGGAAAUUUUCAAUAAUCGAGUGAGACACCCACCGAUCAACAGGCGGCGGCGGCGGCGCGAAAACAUUUGAGCCGGGCAACCAAUUCAUUAUUGCUAGAGCUUUUGAGCUCUGAUUGGUAUUCAUCGGAUGUCGGGUUGAAGUGCAGUUGUUGAUUGUUGAUUACAGAUAUCGAAACAAUUUAGUUGAAGCGAAUUCAAUUGAGAUCAAAUUGAAUUUUUUCAAAGGAAUUGUUGAGUCUCAGAUUUAUGACUUGAAAACUUAAAAAAAAGAUUUGAAUGGUAAUGUUAAAAAUGUACACAGUAAACGGAAAUUACCGAGUUCGGUUGUUAUUUUACCGAAUUCCUAACAUGUGGAGUUGGUUAAUCUGUUUGGUAAUUUUUUCAUGGCUGAGUCGGCUAUUUUCUUCUCCUCAACAAAACCUUAUUUGGAGUAGCUCUGAGACUUUCAAAGUAUUCAGACAAACAAUUUUCUACAAUUUGGGUGCCUCUGAAGUGAAGAUGCGCCCAAAACUCUCCGUAGUGAACAACUUACGAAGUCGACGCCCGCCUCGGUAAAAUAUCGCACGACUGAAGCAACCUGAGGUCGCAGCAGACUACGCGCAAUCGCCCGAAUCAGCGCUCCCGUUAGAGGGCGAGCUAGACGAAGCCCCUCUCGAGGACUAUUGGGAUAUCAUCAAGAUAACCAUCAACAGCGCUGCGGAGAACGUCAUCGGGCAUGUGCAACGAACACGACGGAACGACUGGUUCGACGAGGAGUGUAGGAGGGUGAUGGACGAAGAAAACGCCGCGCGGGCGGCAGUAGUGCAAAGAGGCACCCGUCGAAAUGUGGAAAAUCACCAAUAGCGGAAGAGGCAGCGAGUCCGAAUUUUCCAAGAGAAAAAGCGCCGCCUGGAGGAGGAGGAGCUCGAGGAGCUGGAGUAGCUGCAUGGUGCUCAAGAAACACGAAAGUUCUAUCAGAAACUUAACGCAUCCCGCUAAGGCUUCGUGCCGAGAGCCGAAAUGUGCCGGGACAAGGACGGAGGCAUCCUGACGGACAAUCGUGAGGUUUUAAAAAGGUGGAAGCAGCCCUUCAAUGAACAGCUGAACGGCGUACAUGCAGAAGACCAAAACAGUGGGGGAAGCUACAUCGCCGGCGUAGCCAACCACGAAGAGGAUCCAUUCCCAACGAUGAAGAAGGCAUCGCAGCUCAACUUAUCAAAAUGUGCCCGAACAAGCGGUGCCUAAACCGGUUGAUGGUGCGGAUCUGGGACACAGAACAGCUACCGGAUGAGUGGAAGGAUGGGGUAAUAUGCCCCAUCUACAAGAAGGGCGACAAAUUGGACUGUGAGAACUACCGAGCGAUCACUGUCCUCGAUGCCGCUUACAAAGUGUUGUCACGAAUCCUACUCGGCUGCCUAGCGCCACAAGCAAACAGAUUCGUGGGAAGUCAUCAGGGUGGCUUCAUGGAGAGACGAUUCACGCCGGACCAGAUCUUCAUACUUCGGCAAAUCCUCCAAAAAUGCCGUGAAUAUCAAGUCCCUACGCACCAUCUAAUCAUCGACUUCAAAGCCUCAUACGACACGAUCAACCGAAACGAGUUAUGGAAAACCUUGAACGAGAACGGAUUUUCCGGGAAGCUGAUCAGACUUAUCGAGGCGACGAUGGAUGGAACGCAGUGCUGUGUGCGGAUUUCGGGUGAAUUGUCGAGUUCAUCCGAAUCACGCAGAGGGCUUCGACAAAGUGAUAGUCCACCCUACAUGAUAUUCAACGUGGCGCAAGCAGAUGUUAUUCGACGAGUGGUGGGCGAAAUGCGGGGCACGAUUUUCAACAGAUCCAGUCAACUUCUCUGCUCUGCCGACGAAAUUGAUAUGGUCGGCAGAUCAUCUGCAGCGGUAGAAGAGAUAUACCGCAAACUGAAACGCGAAGCAGGAAUGAUUGGAUUGAAGAUUAACCGAACCAGCUUGUCCAGUAAUAACAAGGUCACGAUCGACGGCGACGAGCUGGAGAUAGUCGAAGACUUUUUCCAUGUCGGCUCACUGGUGACCGCAGACAAUGUCAUCAGUCGUGAGAUCCGGAGGCGAAUUAUCAGCGGAAGUCAUGCCUACUAUAGACUCCACAAGCAACUGCGGUCUAGAAAACUUAGUCCCCGCACAAAAUGAAACCUGUACACAACGCUCAUUAAACCGAUUCUCCUCUACGGGCACGAAACGUGGAUAUUGGUCGAGGAGGACCUGCGCACUCUCGGAGUAUUCGAGCGACGAGUGUUAUGAACCAUCUUUGACGACGUGCAGGAGAACGGACUGUAGAGGCGAAUGAUGAAUCACGAGCUCGUGCGACUCUACGGCGAACCCAGUAUCCAGGAGGUGGUGAAGGCUGGACGGAUACGCUAGGCAGGACAUGUUACAGUAAUGCCGGAAGGUCCUCCAAAACAGGUGUUCGUUGCCAAUCCGGUAGGAAUGUGACGAGUAGGGGCGCAACAAGCGAGGUGGUUAGACAAAGUGGAGCGUGAUCUGGCGAAUGUGGGAUGCCCGAGAAAUCGGAGGACGGUUGCCAUGAACCGAGUGAAUUGGAGAAAUAUGUUCAUCAGGAUAUGACGUGAGACGGAACACUGUCGUUUUGUUGAACUGUUUUAAAGCUUUGGCGAAAGACCAGGUUAUUGAGAAAACCGUAUCCGCCUCUAUCAGAAACAUGAUAGGGUCGACACGUUCACAAGAAACGCUGCUCAGGGACAGAACAUACUCAGCGACUUAACUUUAGGAUUAACUUCAUCUUCCAUAUCGCACCUACUCACAGUUAAUACGGUGGAAGUAUAUUUCGGUCCCCAUGCACGACAUUGAGUCUUUUCUAUGAAGACACCUUGGGAUAACAGGAACAUAAGGAGUCUCAGAAAAAAGGACUCCACCUGGAACUCCCCCCAGAACGAUCCGGAGGCAAAUAAACUACGCAUAGAUUGAGUUUUCGAUUACCGAGAUCAAAGCGGGUCCAAAGAAACUUCAGAUCGUCCCAGGAAACGUCUUCGAUAAGCAACGCUGGGAGUACGGAUCUAAUGGCAAGUAACACUCCACCACCAGCAGAUUUUUUUUGCAUUUGAGGGAGCUACGAUCACAGCGACACACUGCAUAAUCUGGAGAGGGUACGGUCAGAAAUCCAUAGAGGAAGAAGUAGCGCGCAGGUAAUCGAGCAGGCAGAAAUUUACACCACCGAAGUUCUGGUAGAAAAUGCUGUUGGAGUGGGCCGUUUCAGAUGCAUUACCGAAACGAAGAUCGCUGAGAAGGCAGAUUCCAUCACGCGGAGAAGCACUGUCUAAGAUAUCAUACUUGCCUGAUAGUGCAAGCUGGAGAACCCCUUCGCCACAGACGAGCUCAAGGCCGGGAUGAUUAUUGACCCUGGCAGGGCUCCCUAGUUCCUAAUGCGUUACGUCCCGGUACUUAAGGCCCAAUAAAAACACUGGAUUUGCGAGAUCAGGAGUGUUUAGCUGGAUGCAUCUGUCGAAAAGCGGAAAUUGACUACGCGAAGAAGAUGUUCUCGCCGUAACAGGGUACUUGCCUGUAGAUAUGAUCUGAAGAACCCCAUCGCCUCCAACGAACUCAGGACCAGGACUGAUGACGAAGGGCUCCAGGGUCACCCAAGGGCUCAGAUAGAUGCUUUCUGGAGUCAAAAUCCGAGAAGCGGUUUAGGUACUUCACUUGUAGACGAGAUGUGUUGGUAGUCUUCGUAGGAUCUGCAGUUAGGUGAAAAUUCAUCACACAACGAGAAUGUUCUGGGGGAAAAUGAAUAUUUAUCUUGAUGACUAGGUUGGAGGACCCCUUCGCCACAGACGAACGAAGGGCCGGGACGACUGUUGACGCUGGCAGGAAACAGCGUGACUGAGUCGAGAGGCUUUGAGGCCUCCAAAGUGCCAAGUUCGGUGCGCCCCAGUGGAGGUACCCUGUUAGAUGAUCCUCCAACAGCAGAAAAACCGUCAAGAAAUAAAUUUGCAGAGAGGUGGGGUCUCAUCGUCGUUGUCAGUUGGAAUGAGAACCAUGUGACAUCAACCUUCAAACCUCUAAGAGCGUUGUGUGUGCUUGUCCAAACAGAGUAAUCGGUUUUUGGACCGGUGCGGUCGAUCAAGUCGUCAGCAGCAAAUACUUCGGCCGUUAAAACUCCGACAGGGAGUACAGAUAAACAUAAGCUUACUCUGUGUAAACAGCUCCCUGUUGAGCCGGAUGUUAAAUUCACAACACUGCUGGCUUAUGUUUAAGAAAUUCCAUUACUAAUGGACCAUUAUAAUCUACAACCUAGUGGAUCUAAGUCAUUGAUCAUAAAUUGGCACUCUCCACAGUGCUUUUUACCCUUAAUGUUGGCCAUUAUGUCAAUCGAACAAAUUUCAAUAGGUUCCACACAAAUAUUAAGUUUUUCUAGUACUGUAUCCACGUUCAACGAACAACCGUACUUUUUCGAGCCAGAUAUUUUGACCUCACUAUUUCGUUGCGUGUUUCGUUGCGAUCUCAGUUCACGUAAAAGAUAAAAGACCACCGGUGGCAGAGUGUUGAUUGCCGUUUAGUCAAAUCUUACAGCGUUGCGAAGACAGUUCCUGGAGUGAUCUGGAACUUGUGUUGAUCCACAUUGAUCUUGGUGACCGUAAACGUACUGUACGUACGUACUGUAUCUGCCUCCUGACCACACGAGAGAUGUUGCCCUAGUUGAGUCUUUUUCGCACUGCUUAUGUAAAGUUUGUUCUCUCUGUGCACCCGAAGAUGACAUUCUAGUGAUCUGUGACUUCAUUUUGCCCGGUUUGAAGUGAUGCUCCAACCAUGGUAACUUCCUCUACCCGGAUCCAGUACGGUCAACUUUUUCGAUCGCAUCGAAUGUCAUACAAGACUCCCUGAGUACAGCUACUUUGGGGCAGAUUAACAGCAGCGUGACAAACGAAAACGGUCGUAUGUUGGAGCUCUGCUUUGCCAGCGAUGGGUCUCGUUUACCGUCCGUUGUUUGGACUCCUGCUCCGUACGUUAAAGCGGUACACCAUCAUCCUGCUUUAUUGGUCUCUCUCGAUGUCAAUAGACUUGCUCCGGCCGCAAAAUUAGCAUUAGUUAUCCUGACUUCAAGAACGCCGACUUUGACGAGAUUUCUCGCACCCUGGUUCCCAUCGACUGGGAAUCUGAGCUUGACUUAUCUGAUCUCAACGCUGCGACCAAAACCUGCUCGCUCAUCUUGAAUUCCUUCAUCGAUUAUCACGUACCAAAACACACUACUGAAAAAAAUAUACGUACUCCUUGGAUCCCGAGUGAACUACGACGACUAAAGACGGCAAAGAGAUGUGCCCUUAGAAAUAAUAACAAAUCAAGAUCCUCCUACACGAAGCACAAUUAUCGUAGACUAAAUUUAAAAAAGUCAGCAAACGUUGUUACCAAAACUUUCUGGAUCGAGUUCAGCCUGAUCUUAAGUCCAGACCAAAAUCAUUUUGGAAACAUGUUAAAAGUCAACGGAAUGAACCUGGCCUGCCAACCCAAAUGUUUCUGGAUGACAAUUCGGCGAUCUCUGAUCGUGGAGUCUGUGAUCUCUUUGCCGAAAAAAUUCUCGUCUUUUUUUUUAGUUGGUAACCACAGGUGGUAAAUCCCGGUUUACCCCCCGUUUGCUACUCUGGGUCCUUGGGUACAAUGGGAAGACUCAUGAUAUACUCCGUGUAUACCCCCUACUCCCUAAACUCCACCUGGGGCCGCAGAUCUGGUUCCCACCUCGAACUAUUUAGUACACUAUGCUUCAAUAGUGGGAGGUCUAUUCGCGCUAAUGCGCUCCAAGGCAAUACUCAUUAACGAGACCACUUUCAGCAAAACCUCUCAUCCUUACGACUCGAUGCCUGAACUCUCCUCUAACGACUUGAGAUCCGACCCCUCCUCGCAUCGACUUGAGGUUUACCUCUUCUCUGCACGAUUCAAGGCCCGAUCUACCCUCUAAUGACUUGAAAUCUGACCUCUCCUCGUAAUGACCCCAGGCUACCACUUGUACCUCCCCUCUUGUUGAUUAGAGGCCUGAUCCCUCCUCUUAAGACUCGAGACCCGACCCCUUAUCAUAAAGACUCGGGGUUGACCACACAUACCUCUCCGCCUGAAGGUUUGAGACCUGACCUGUCCUCUAACGACUCGAGGCCCGACCUCUUAUCUUCAGGGUUCGAAGUUUGCCACCUUGCCCGUUGUGCAGCUUGUCCUAGACUCGCGCCUGUCACGGCACACGCGCGGGACUUAGCGCAACGACUCGGAUGAUUCCCGACGAAGACUUCAUCCUACUCCGACUCGAAUGGCUCACCCGUCGUCGAGAGCCACUCUACCCGUGGGUAUUCCCCGAACGUGGAAUAACCCUUUCCCAACGAUUUCCACUGCGAAGAAGGUCAAGUCUUAUCCCCGCAGCUUCUGUCGUUGAGAACCGCUCUACUCGGAUACUCCCCGAAGGUGGAGCAUCCUACGCACGAGCGCGGCGCACCCACGGCAUCCACUACGCAGAAGAUGUUGCCUUAUCUUUGUAGCUUCAAACCAUGGGGUCGGACGCACUCUACUCGACAGCCCCCCGUCGAUGGGAUCAGUCUACUCCGACCGUUGUCCGGUCUUCUUUAUCCCCCUUGGCUGGCAACCCUAGGAUUUUUGGCCCGCGAAUUUUCUUGCCCGUUGUGUGCCAGAUCGAGAGCAGCUUAUCCUGGACUCGCGCCUCACGGCACACAUUCGGGACUUGGAACGCUACGACUCGGAUGUUUCCCGACGGUGACGACAUCCUACACCGACUUGAGAGGCUCGCCCGGCAUCGAGAGCCUCUCUACCAGUGGGUAUCCCCCGACAGUGGUUAACCCUCUUCCCUCAAGAUUCGCUACGAAGAAGGUAAAGUCUUAUCCCCGCAGUUUCCCUCUUAGAAAGCGGCACUACUCGGAUACCCCCCGACGUUGGGGUAUCCUACACACGUUCGCGGCGCACCCCUGACUUCCGCUACGCAGAAGAUGUUGCCUUAUUCUCGUCUAUCUAUAAGACAGCGUCGACAUCCCCUGAACAUUUAGAUAGUGCAGUCAAGACGGGGGACUCUUUCUCCUGACAAUUCUCUGCUUCUUCAAGUGUGCCUCAGGGAAGCCAUUUAGGACCGAAAAGCUUCUUAAUCAACUUCAACGAUGCGCUCUCACUCUUCGACGGCCCAAAGCUAUGCUGUGCUGACGACCCACAACUAUUUUACAACAUCAACGGCCAGGAUGAUAUUGAUUUCCUACGAAAUCAUUUUAACCUAUUCGCAAACUGUUGUGAUAUUAACUGCCUGCCUUUCAAUCGCAGUCAAUGUGCAGUCAUCAGCUUUUCAAGAAGGCGGCAGCCAUUUUCCGCUGAGAACAUCCUCGGAGAUGAGCCAUUUGCACGCGUAGAACACAUCAAUGAUCAAGUCUGGAAGCUGGAAUUCAGGACACACACAAACUACGUUGUCGGCAGAGCCUCGAGAAGUCUUUGAUUCUUAUUUCGAGUGCCCAAGGACUUCAAGGAUGUGUAUUGCCUGAAAAAUUUGUAUUGCAGUAGCGUUCGCUCUAUCCUUGAAUAUGCAUCAGCUGUUUGGUGUCCCUACUACCAGAAUGGGGCCAAACGGAUCGAGACUAUUUAGCGGCGCUUCUUGCGAUUCGCCCUUAGACACCUGCUUGGCAAGACCCGUUUAACUUGCCAAGCUACGAACAUCGAUGUCGUCUCAUAGACUCAAGCUCGCAGAAACGCAGCACGAGCUUCCUUCGUCGCCAAUCUCUUGACAUCGCGAAUUGAAGCCCCACGCUUCUAGGAGCCAUUCCUCUAAGUGUGUGACCCCGUGGACUUAGAAACAAAAAUCUUCGAUUGUAUGUUCCCAUUUGAUUGAACAAUUAUGGAGCUAAUAGCGCUAUCAUCGGUGUUAUGAAAACAUUCAACCAUUUUUCUGAGCACUACGACUUCGACUUUUCAAAGGAUGUUUUCCGUAGUAAAGUUCUAUGUGUUUUAAGAACCCUGUACUUAGACUUAGUACUGUUUCAUUUGAUCCAAUACGGGUUCCGUUGAUUUGUAAUAAAUAACGAAAUCGCAUAGAUUAACCUGGUCCAAUGUUCACCGCUUCUGAGAACCACACUGAAAAUCGAAAAUACCCAAACUUGAGAACUGCCACCCGCCAAACCUAAGUUCAAGAUUGACAACUUAAGUUUGUGAAAAAAUCACAGCUUGCCAAUAAGCCAAACUUGUCCUUCAAGCGAAGAACUGUUUUUUUGGGGGGUUUUUGUUGUAAGCGCAUCUGAUUCUGUUACCUCCAUCCUGGCAGAUUUAGGUUUGGGGGGUAAGUUCAAAGCGAAGAACUGUUUUUUUUGGGGGAUAACUUUUAUUCCCGCUUCAUUCGCAGAAAGUCUCGCAUAUACGAUGAUGUAGCUGCCUCUCUCAACAACUCUUCGGUGGUCGAGCGGUUAGCAUCCUGAGAUGGUAAUCGCAAAGCCAUUGCAGGUAUGGGGGUGAUUCCUGUACCUGGCGAUAUUUUUUUUUAUUUUGAUUUCCAUUUUAUUGUGGUAUCAGAUUUUGGGGGAUGAGUUCUCCUUUAAGAGCUUAACUUUGUGCUAUGCCACCAAUAGCCAAACCAGUAGGGAGGGAGUUUCAUUCGGGUUGGCGGGGAAAGUUCUCAAGUUUGGGUAUUUUCGAGGUUCAGUGCACGCAAAGCACACAACCAAAACAAAAACAAUCCGUAAUAAACACAGGUGUCAGUACACGAAAACUAAAGCGGGUGUUUUCGGGACGGAAGAUCGUUUUCCGGGAGAUCCUUCACUUUUCACGACUCCGCGAACUAAUAAACGUUGGUUCGGAUGGCACCAGGACAUAUUUCGGGACGAGAUUCAACGAAAAUCGUGAAAGCAAACUAGCUCACAGAAAGUAAACAUGUCAACGUGAAGAAACCUCAAAAAGCUUUGAUUAAAUGUGGCAAUAUCCCAAAGACUUUGAGUUUCUCAGUAGUAAUGCAAUCGAUUCCAGGCGCUAUGUUGGAUUUUAAAGCGACUAACUGUUGGAAAAGAUUGUAAGUUUCUAUCGAAAUACCGAAAUCUUAGAUUUUCGUAUGCCGUGGUUGAAUUGGAAGGAAUCUUUCGAUUGCUUUGAUUCAAUAAAUUGCUUUUUUUAUGUAAAAGUUGAUGAGAUUUCAAUAGAAUAUUUUAGAAAAGGGUGAGCUUGUUAAAAAAAAAUUGGAAAAUUAAAAACUUGGUAAUCAAUUAUUCGUGCUUUAACAAAUCAAUUAUUUCAAAACAAAAUUCCAAGCUUGAAACUUAAAAUUCAAAAUCCAUAUUUUUUAAUUAAAUCCAAUCUGGAUGAUGAAGGUAAGUAAUUUCUUUUCUAAAAGGUUCGGAAAUAUCGAACAAGACUUGAAAGGUGAGAGUUUAUUGCUUAUUCACCGUGUGAAAGAAAUUUUAAACAAUUUUCAGGAAUAGAUUUUUGAUUAUCACAUAAAAACGCCACCCGCUUUUGCAAUAAUUUAAGGCUGACUUUGAGUUUUUGCUCGUGUAAAUCCUCGCUAUUAGUAAAACAAAAAGUAAACAUCAUCAAGUGUUCGUCCGGAUUUCAGAAGCAAAUAUGGUAACAGAAGGAAAGGAAGCGGUAAUUUGAGAAAGAACCUCUACAAACUGUUAGUCUAUUAGACGAAUCCUAACCCUAGAACAAAAAUCAAACGUGUUAUGAAAUGUGAGUUAAAUAUUGUUAUCCCCACUUAACGCGGUCUGCUUCUUCCGGUACAGCAGCAGCAGUGUCCUGAAAAAUAUGGAAAGUUAUUUUAUUGCCGAUUAUUUACAAUGAUUUUUCCGAAUCAAAUCAUGUGACUGUGCAAAGAUAGCAAUGUAAGCGUAGAGUGACAACCAUUGGGAUUAGCUAAUUUUCUCGACAAACAAAAAGAUAAUGAAAAAAAAAUGUACCGUAACGAUAUUAUGUGUUGUUAGGGAAAUUUAGAGGAAAGAGAGAAAGUUACCAGUUGAACAAAUUGAAUUUUUAUUUAACACUUUCUAUCAGAGACAUCCAAAACAACACCUGAAAGGAAAGAUAGGUCCGAAAAUAGCAAAAACAUUAAAGAAAAAAAUAUUUUUCUCUGAUAUCAAACAAUCUACAAAACCCGGUAAACCAAAUCAUUUCAGCUAGGAUCAAAUUUUCAUGAACCACAUACACACAGAAAUAGUCUAAUAUAAAAAUAAAACUUAGUGUAUUUAUAAGUGGAUGUGAGCUAUUGCAAACCAAUGGAAGAACAUUGCAGAAACCAAAAUCUGUUUUAAAUUCAUGGAACAGAAAUGAGCAGUAAAAUUGUUCAGUUUAAAGAUGUAGAGAAACGGUAAAAAUCUUUAUAAAAAUUGAACUCUUUUUAUGACCUUAUAAAAUGAUAAAUUCUAGAGUAAAAGUACACAAACAGUAAAGACUAAAAUACGAAGAAAAAAAAACAUACAUCUUAGACGCACUUUUGUAAAUAGAAUGCAACCACCCACAUACACAAACGAAAAUCUUGCGAAAAGCUGUAUUCAUAAUGAUAAAAAUUUACUUCAGAAAACACAAAAAAUAUAUGAAUUCUUUGCAAAAACUGUGUAAUAUUUCACUCACAAAUCAGAACCCAUAAUGCAAAAUUUGCACACGCUGACUUUUAAGAGAAAAUUCUGCUAGAACUCAACAUUUUUAUCCGUUACAGAAUCUUGUCAUUUAGGUUGAUAUAAAUAAAGGCAGUCUUUGAAAAAAACAAUAAAAUAAUGUACAUUUCCUACUGUGUAAAAACAAUCAAAAAUUUAUUUUUAAAUUUUGCUCAAAAAACAAAAAAAAACAAA